Messenger RNA from Ilex paraguariensis (yerba mate), 1231 nucleotides. NCBI's taxonomy places the organism in Eukaryota, Viridiplantae, Streptophyta, Magnoliopsida, Aquifoliales, Aquifoliaceae. The record is from the annotation of a GenBank genome assembly.
GUGAUAGACUGCUCCAGUGGUCAAUAGACCUUCUUCGGGUUGUGGCUACUAGAUUGAAAAAGGACCUUGUCCAGGCCUCAACAGUGGAGACUGCCUGAGCAGUUAGCCGUGGUCCUUAAUUGUUGGUUUUUCAGCUUCUCCCUAAGUGAUCAGAAACUGCUCAGCUUCUCCCUAAGUGGUCCUUACUCGUUGUACAUGAUCUCUUUUCAACUUUAUAUGAAAUUCAUCUUACUUACCGAAAAAAAAAACUGCUCAAGCUGCAAGGCUAAGGACCAUCCAGCAGUUCCUACUGGGUUUUAGGCCCAAAAUAAAGAAAAAACUAGCAUUAUUGAGUACCAGAGACUGUUACUUGACAAGGGUCCAUACUAUGACUCUUAUAGUGAGUUUCAAAAAGCUUUUUCUUUGAGUAUACCGGAGUCAUGCUACGGAUUAAAACCUAAAUCCUAUUGUAAUCACCUAUGUUAAACCAAUCUAGUCAACUGGGUAUCUAGGUCAUUUACCUUUACCUAAGCUCGAAGGAUUCCAAGAAGCCGUUAAAUGUAGCUUGGUAAUUACAUGUGACCUCAUGGAAUUAAUCAAUCACAAUCAAUUUCCUAACAAUCUAGAGCUCACCAAUUGGCCCGUUGCACAUGGGCUGGCCCUGCAUUUGGGAGGCUAUUGAGCCAUGGUCCGGCCAGCGGCUGCUAGGCCUGGUAGGGUCAUGGGUGGGAGUUUGUUUCCUGACGAAUUAUUUCUUCUUGGUUUGGAUAAAUACGGGAAAGGUGACUGGCGAAGUAUAUCACGUAAUUUUGUGGUAACGAGAACGCCUACACAAGUGGCUAGUCAUGCACAGAAGUACUUCAUUCGUUUGAACUCUAUGAACAAAGAUAGGAGGCGAACAAGCAUUCAUGAUAUCACUAGUGUCAACAAUGGAGGAGAGGUUUCGGAUCCACAAGGACCAAUCACUGGUCAAACAAAUGGUUUUGCAGGAGGUUCAUCCGGCAAAUCAAACAAACAGCCUCCUCAAGCGCCAGCUACUCCCCCUGGAGUUGGCAUGUAUGGUUCACCGACUAUAGGGCAAUCAAUAGGAGGGCCCCUUGUUUCAGCAGUUGGCAUGCCUGUGAAUCUUCCUCCACAAGCACACAUGGCAUAUGGUGUUAGAGCCCCAGUUCCCGGACAAGUUGUUCCUGGUUCCCCGAUGAACAUAGAUCCCUUGACAUAUCCAAUGCCUCGCACAUCUGCCGACAGGUAA